AUGAGUGGUACGAAGGAGGCCGGGGGUGCCGCCCCGCACCACGGAAGGUGUGGUGAAGUGAAGGAGUUUGCUUCCGCGGCGCGCUACAUUCCCAUGCCCGAGUCGCUCUGGGCGCUGCGCCAUCGCUUUCCAAAUGUCACGCGAUCGGUCCUUCUACAGUGCGUGCGGUGCCAUCGGUGGGUGGCGCAGCCCGUCACGACGCAUCCCCCGGACGAGGUCCCGACGUGUCCAACACGGUUAGAGAAGCUGGCGUCAAGGCCCAAAACUGAUCGCCGUCAGCGGCCGCCGACGGAGGAAGGCGCGCCAAAGGAGGAGUGGCGGUCUCCCCGACUUCACCGGCACUACGAGAAGGUGAUGGAGGUUGUCAAGCCAGCGAAACUGCGGGGUCAGGAGGAGCCGAAGGAGGUUAACGCAUAUUAUAUACCGAACCCCGCUAACUUCACCUGUCAGUGGGUUUACUGUGCCCUCGAAGACGCAUGGACGGAUUUGCGGGAGCAAUGGCUGGGGGAGUUGUACGCCACCUUGGACGGGGUCAGGGGAGAAGAGGAAGGCGGCAGCAGCAAUAGCAGCAAGGGUGCACGCCUGCGAUGUACGCAGCAGUCUCCUAAGGAUCAACUGAACGAGGAAUUGGUAAAAGAGCUCCAUGGAAAGCGUAGUGAGCGUCUGGCGCGGAAACCGCAUAACGGAAUGGAUAACAAACACGAGAAGAGUGAAACUCAUGGAAUUGCGGCAGAAGUUUUGCUCAAUGGGCGCCUUGCGCAGCAAGUGGGCGCACUCAUACACCACGAUGAGGUCGUGGUUGCCUCUUUCUGUUGGAUCAGUUGUGACCGCUGUGGGAAGUUACGACGUGUACAUCAACCCUUUCCUGGUGGUGCACCUUUUGUUUGCGCGCUGGCAUUAAAUAUUGGCUCAUGCAGUGUGCCAGAGCAGGAAGGAUUGGGUCCUGUCUUUUGCGGUCAGGCGGAUCAAGUUUCCGAGAGCGACAGGACCGAAGGUAUUGUGGGUGAUCUAGCCCUUCGUGACGUCGUUGGAGCAGAGGUCUCUGCGGCCUCUGCUACUGCGGUUGCCGCGUCCCCCAGUGACAACGCUGGAAAUGGGGCCACCAAGACGAUGGCUAGUAGUGGUCGCCGAGUUGGUCGAAGCCCCAUCGUGGGAUCAACUUCGGUGUGUAAAGGCAGUGCUUCCGUGAAGGUGGCUCUCCCGCUUCUUCGUGAACUCACAGCAGCGCUGCGUAAAAGGGCUCUCGGGGCCUUUGUAAAGAAUAUCCUGACUGUCCCGGAGGAGGUCCGCGCAAAGCGUGAGAGCGUCGUGCGGGCCUCAAUUGUUGUUGCGGAGGGCUUGAAGCACGCCGACUCCGUUUCGCCCAAACGUGAAGAGCGAGGGGGGGAUUCGCCGGAUGCGCUGAGGAGCACUUUGCCGCCGGAGAGCAGAAAUCAACCCCGUCAAGCGGAGAAGGGGGAAGAGAAGAGGGAAGCUGUGGGGCAGCAAAGCCUUGCCGUGGUUCCUGCCGAAACGAGCACCCGCGUGGCCCAAGUGCCUUGCAAGGAGGAGGCCCCCCGUCGUUGCCGACGACUCGGUUGUCCGCCGCGGCGAAUGAGGGCGGAGGCACGCGAGGAGGGUGCCCAGACGCGAGUGGAUUCCGGGCCAUUGCCGCCGAUUGAAGACAUUCGUCCAGAAGAAACGAGCGAGCGGACCUCCGCCGUAAGGUUAGAGGCGGUGGAGACGCCUCCCGCGGCAGCCGCUGACCCUGGUUGCACCGAUGCUUCGCUGAACGGCGCCCGUGUGAAGCGGGAGGCGUCGGCUCCCGCACCCGCGGAGCCCGUGGCAAGGGCAGCGGAGGCUCCGAGUAAGGGAUGUCUCCCCAAAAAGGUGUCUGGAAGAAAACGCACGAGACCGCCAAAGACGGAAGACGCCCAGCAGAAUAUUGAUGCCAGCGAUGAUGUUGAUAACACAAGAGGGAUCCGGGGUGCAAAACCCCGUGGCGUUCUUGGUCGUGUGGAGGAUGACGCCACAAAGAAAGCCUUGAAUGAAGAGGAGGUGGAGAUCAUUCAUUGGGUGUGUUGUGAUUUAUGCGAUAAGUGGCGUAUUGUCCCCGAGAAGAUAUCAGAGGGCACGUCUUACUGGCACUGUGAGAUGCGUGCGGAUGGAACGACGUGCAGUGACACAGACGAUGAGGUUCGCAUGAAACGGUCGGAGAGGCGCGGACGAAAACGCAAGAAGCAAAACAAACGGGGCGACGGUUAG
Trypanosoma conorhini is the source of this 2244-nucleotide messenger RNA. RefSeq lists its product as uncharacterized. The record is from RefSeq and is a predicted model, not a curated record. The coding region runs from base 1 to 2244 and encodes 747 amino acids. Gene Ontology annotation, molecular function: zinc ion binding. NCBI's taxonomy places the organism in Eukaryota, Euglenozoa, Kinetoplastea, Trypanosomatida, Trypanosomatidae. The transcript has a single exon.